Molecule: messenger RNA, 1748 nt
Organism: Salvia splendens (bonfire salvia)
Lineage: Eukaryota; Viridiplantae; Streptophyta; Magnoliopsida; Lamiales; Lamiaceae
Product: fatty acyl-CoA reductase 2, chloroplastic-like
Exons: 9
Coding region: 89-1615 (508 amino acids)
Biological process (GO): suberin biosynthetic process; long-chain fatty-acyl-CoA metabolic process
Cellular component (GO): intracellular membrane-bounded organelle
Molecular function (GO): alcohol-forming very long-chain fatty acyl-CoA reductase (NADP+) activity
Source: RefSeq, a predicted model, not a curated record
GUUGGUGAAUGCAGCUACUACCUCAUUAUUCUACCCUCCAACUUCAUUCAAACCUAAUUAUGUAGGAAAAUCCUUUACCAAACCAAACAUGCCCUUUACUACCAAUAUUCCCCCUAAAUUUAACGGUUUUAGCAUGAAAAUUUUAGGCAAAAGGAAUUCCCACUUCUCUCGUCGCUGCCAUCCGCCACCGUUCGAUCAAGCUGCAGUUUCCGAUCGAGAAGAGAUGGAUGCCGGAAUAGGAAUCCUUGAAUUUUUUGCAGGGAAGAACAUUUUUGUUACCGGUGCUACCGGCUUACUUGGAAAGGUUAUUGUAGAAAAGAUAUUAAGAUCAACAUCGGUGGGCAAAAUAUACUUGCUAAUAAAGGCAAAAGACAAGGAAGAUGCAUUUAAUAGAUUAAACUGCGAGAUAAUAAACUCAGAAUUGUUCACGUGUUUGAAAGAAAAACAUGGGAAAUCUUUUGAAGCAUUUGUGAAGGCUAAGGUAAUAGCUGUGAUGGGAGAUAUUGGUCACCCAAAUCUUGGAAUGGAUUUUGAAAGUAUUGAAUCAAUUAGAAAAGAUGUAAAUGUUAUUAUUCAUUCUGCAGCUUCCACUACCUUUUAUGAGAGAUAUGACUUGCUAUUUGAUACGAAUGUGAACGCGCCUCAACGAGUUAUGAGGUUUGCCAAGACAUGCGACAAACUCGACCUAUUCACACACAUAUCUACAGCUUAUGUUACUGAGAGAGAAGAAGGUGUUAUAUUGGAAAAGCCAUUGAAUAUGGGAGGAGGCCUUGAUGUAGCUGAUGAGAUUAGCUUGCUUCUCAAAUCAUCCCCAAACAACAUUGAUGCCACCAAUUUUUUCAUAAAGUUUGGCCAACAAAGAGCUAAAUUGAUGGGAUGGAGUACCACUUAUCAGUUAUGUAAGGCUAUGGGUGAGAUGUGUUUGAAUGAAAUGAGAGGAGAUGUUCCUUUGCUUAUAAUUAGGCCAGCUUGCAUUGAGAGCUGCUAUCGUGAGCCUCUCCCUGGUUGGAUACAAGGAUUGAGGACGUUGGGACCAGUGAUCAUUUCAUAUGGAAAGGGAAUACUCCCAGCUUAUUAUGCAAAUCCUCAAGUGCCUUUGGAUGUUGUACCGGCAGAUAUGGUAGCAAAUACGACGAUUGCAGCUAUUGCAAAGCAAGGGAAUAGACACGUGGCACAACCUAUAGUCUAUCAUACUGCAUCCAGUCUUGAAAACCCUAUAACUUGGUUUGACAUUUUCGAACAUUUAUAUGAUUACUUUAAAGAAACACCUUUGAUUGAAAAUGCUAAUAUAUCAAAAGUCAAAUUUUUCAAUAAUUUUGAGGAAUUCUCAAAAUGUUUGAGAGAGGAAAUUAUGAGACAUAGUGGAGGUGGUGAUGAUAGAAAGAUAAUUCGACGUUGCAACGCCAAAGCUGAAUAUGCUGAACAACUAUGUAAGAUGUAUGAAUUUCCUGGCUUCCUCAAACAAAGAUUCCAUACAGGGAAUACUCAGAAGUUGAUCCAAGAAAUGUCAAAAGAGGAAAAACUUACAUUUGAAAUGGAUGUGAAAAAUAUCGACUGGAAAAUGUAUUUUCAUGAGAUCUACUUUCCAGGAGUGACAAAAUAUGCAAUUAAUUAAUGGUGGAUAUGGAUGAUUAUGCAAUUAUUCCUCAUGACACUAUGUAAUUGUUAAAUUGGUUUUACGCCUCAUAUCAAUGAUUCCAAAAGUUAAUAUAGGAAUGUUCUUGAGAUAUUCUUGACUGUUCGUUUUG